AUGAAGGUCUCCGCAGUAGCCCUCCCCGUCCUGGCCAGCCUCGCCAGUGCCAACCCUGUCCAAGUUGGCCUCGAAGAGCGGCAGUCCUGCCCCCAGGUGCACAUUUUCGGGGCGCGUGAGACGACAGCGCCAGCCGGGUACGGCACAUCGCAGGGGCUGGUCAACAUGGUGAAGCAGGCGUACCCGGGCGCCACCAGUGAGGCCAUCAACUACCCGGCGUGCGGCGGGCAGGCGCAGUGCGGCGGCGUCAGCUACGACAACUCGGCCAGCCAGGGUACCCAAGCUGUUGUCCGGGCCGUGACGGAUUUUAAUAGGCGAUGUCCGAAUACCAAGAUUGUGCUUAUUGGGUACUCGCAGGGCGGCCAAAUUAUGGACAACGCCCUCUGCGGCGGCGCAGGUGCGACGCUCUCCGGGGCGGCCCUCAACGCGGUCAAAGCCGCCAUCUUCAUGGGCGAUCCGCACAACGUCAACGGGUUGCCAUACAACGUUGGCACAUGCCGAGCCGGCGGUUUUGCUGCCCGUCCCAGCGGGUUCCGCUGCUCGCCCGCCAACCCAGCCAUCAUCCAGUCGUACUGCGACUCGACCGACCCCUACUGCUGCAACGGCAACGACGCCAACUCGCACCAGCAGUAUGUGAACAAGUAUGGACAGCAGGCCCUGGCGUUUAUCAGGAGCAAGCUGGAUGCUGCUUGA
Canariomyces notabilis is the source of this 693-nucleotide messenger RNA. RefSeq names its product carbohydrate esterase family 5 protein. Gene Ontology annotation, molecular function: hydrolase activity. The record is from RefSeq and is a predicted model, not a curated record. The coding region runs from base 1 to 693 and encodes 230 amino acids. Lineage: Eukaryota; Fungi; Ascomycota; Sordariomycetes; Sordariales; Chaetomiaceae. The transcript is spliced from 3 exons.